UUUAAACUUGUGUUUCGCCUGAUGUUCACAGUUGAGUGCGUGACAGCUGCGCAAACAUCUGUAUGAGCCACUGCGGAAUGAGAGCCAUGCGCGCGCUAACAGCCGUGUUUGGCGUUCUAAUCGUCCUGAAGGAGACUGAAGCUUGGGGUUACAAGAAUGGAAUACUGCACAACUCCAUCUGGCUGGAGCAAGCAGCUGGAGUUUACCACCGCGAAUCUCGCAAGGGAAGAUAUCAGCUGACGUAUAAGGAAGCCAAGGCCGUGUGUAAAUUUGAGGGGGGCACUCUUGCUACGUUUGAUCAACUUGAAGCUGCUCGCCAAAUUGGGUUCCAUGUGUGUGCAGCCGGAUGGUUUGAUAAAGGACGUGUGGGCUAUCCUAUUGUUAAAGCUGGCUCCAACUGUGGUUUCGGAAAGGUCGGAAUCAUUGAUUACGGAUACCGGCUAAACAAAAGUGAGAGAUGGGAUGUCUACUGCUACAACCCUGUAGCCAAAGAGUGUGGAGGAGUGCACACAGAUCCAGAGAAGGUUUUAGUUUCUCCUGGUUAUCCAGACGAGUACCAGGAUGAGCAGAUUUGCUACUGGCACAUUCGUGUUCGCUUCGGCCAUCGAAUCCGCCUGCACUUUCUGGACUUUGACAUUGAGGAGGAUACAGAUUGUCUCAGCGAUCACCUGGAGAUCUACGACAGCUAUGAUGAUGUUUCAGGCUUUGUUGGAAGAUACUGUGGUGAUCAACUUCCAGAUGACUUCAUAAGUACAGGAAACGUCAUGACUCUGAAGUUUCUCUCUGAUUCUUCGGUGACAGCUGGAGGCUUUCAGCUGCAGUACAUCUCCGUGAACUCCUCGCAGCUCUAUGACCUUCCUGCUGACUCCUUCUCUUGACCACUGCAUAUUUAACACAACAAACUCACAGCUUUUUUUAAACAACUGUCUAUUUUAUAUUUUUACUUUAAUCACUGGUGCAAUAUUGAAGCAAUUAAUAAUCACAGAUUUAGACAUGGGCCUGUGAACAUUUCUCAAACACACUUACAAUAGUUUAUUGAAUUUGUCUGAUAACAGUGUUUAAUAUGUUGCAGUGUUUUAAUGUGAACAUCAUUUAAGAAAAAUCAUAUAAGUUACAAUCUUUUAGUUAUAUUUAUCAUUCUCUUGGAAAUAUAACUUGCUUAUAAUGCUUAUAAAUACAGUUUUGCACAUCUGUUUAAAUUAAGACAAAGCUGAUUAUUAAAGAGAUAGUUUACAUAAAAAUGAAAUCUGUGAUCAUUUACUGUCAUGUUGUUCCAAACCUGUAUGGUGUACUUUUUUCCACGUAAAAGGAAUAUUUUCAGAAAGGCCUCAUUGUAUUUUAGUAUAUAUAUGAUAAAAAAGGGAAAUCCGAAAGGGAAUUUCACAGCAAUGCUAAAAACCACUUUGAGUUUCCUAAAGAACCUUUCAGAGAGCAUUUCUAAAAGCACUUUCACCCAAAAUUAAAUGAAAAUUUUCACAUAGAUUACUCCCUCUUAAUUGGUUCUAAACAGUGGUGUAGUCCUAAAAUAAAAGGUGGUGUACUAUUACCCACCCAACCCACCCAUGCUGUUUUAUAAUUUUACCUGAACGUUUCAGCGAGACAUCAUUCAGUUAACUUCGAAAAACCCACAAAAUUUUCUCACAGCUUCUGUGGUCGUCAGGGGGAGGGUAAUGGCGCAAAAUUAAAACAAAAAUGCACCAAUUGCAACAAAUUAGGAUGAGAGUUUAAAAAAAUUUGGUAUACAGUUAAAGGGGAAGUCUAAUUAGCAAAACAAGUGAGUAUACCAAGGGUAUACGCAAUUAUUGAUCCUCAGAAGUCAUAAUACCCAAACAGCUAGUGGAAAAAAGUAGGCAUACUGAGUAUACGUGCGUAUAGCCCCGACUACACCACUGGUUCUAAACCUUUAUUAGAACAUAAAAGAAAAUAUUUUGAAGAGAGAUAUCGGUUACAUUUGACAUGUUGAAGUAAGAAAAGCAAAUACUAUGCAAGUCAAUGGUUACAGGUUUCCAUCUUUCUUCAGAAUAUCCUAUUUAGUGUUCAACAGAAGAACAGAAGAAAGUCAAACAGGUUUGGAACAAGUAACUGGUUAGUAAAUAAUGACAGAAUGUUCUGUUUUAUCCUUAAAAUAACCCCUGUCUGAGUGUGAAGGACGUUUUAACUAUUCAAAAAUAUUAUUAUACCAUAAAUGACCUUUUGUUCAUUGGAAAGGUUCUAUUAUUAGAAGCAUCAAUGGCAAUAAAGAACUUUUAUAAAGAAUAUGGUUUACACCUAAUGCUUACAAACAUCCUUUGUAAUUGAUGUAUUUAAAGUCUAUGGUUU
Danio aesculapii is the source of this 2319-nucleotide messenger RNA. It is a transcript of the gene tnfaip6, whose product is annotated as tumor necrosis factor, alpha-induced protein 6. The transcript is spliced from 6 exons. Gene Ontology annotation, biological process: negative regulation of inflammatory response; cell adhesion. The coding region runs from base 63 to 878 and encodes 271 amino acids. The record is from RefSeq and is a predicted model, not a curated record. Gene Ontology annotation, molecular function: hyaluronic acid binding. Lineage: Eukaryota; Metazoa; Chordata; Actinopteri; Cypriniformes; Danionidae.